Penicillium argentinense is the source of this 765-nucleotide messenger RNA. RefSeq lists its product as uncharacterized. Lineage: Eukaryota; Fungi; Ascomycota; Eurotiomycetes; Eurotiales; Aspergillaceae. Gene Ontology annotation, cellular component: endoplasmic reticulum membrane; Hrd1p ubiquitin ligase ERAD-L complex. The record is from RefSeq and is a predicted model, not a curated record. The transcript is spliced from 5 exons. Gene Ontology annotation, biological process: endoplasmic reticulum unfolded protein response. Bases 1 to 765 code for a protein of 254 amino acids. Gene Ontology annotation, molecular function: ubiquitin-specific protease binding; misfolded protein binding.
AUGGAAACAUUCUGGGCGGCACCUCCGGUGUCUCGGACAAUCACGGCCCUGACAUUCAUUCAAUCCACUGCGUUAUAUGGCGGCGUACUAAGUGGCUAUUGGGUGAUCUGGGUGCCUCGUUUGAUCUUCCAAGUACCUCCCCAGAUUUGGCGGUUGGCUUUACCAUUCUUCAUAACCGGCCCGAAACUCUCGUUCAUCUUUGAUCUAUACCACAUGUACACCUACGGUAGUGCCCUGGAGACCAGCUCGGUUCGAUUCUCCCGGCCAGGAGAUUUCGUUACUUACCUGGUUUUUGUAGCCCUUGUGAUCAUGCUCACAGCAGGCUACAUUCUGGGUGGCGUGGUUUUCACUUCCGCAUUGAUCCUGGCCAUGGUCUACACCUACGCACAGGAUAACCGCGGCCGCAAAGUCUACUUCUUCUUCGUCCAGAUGCCCGUGCAAUAUCUGCCUUAUGCAAUGCUUUUUAUCACCUUGCUCCAGCAGGGAUGGCCAUCUGCGUUGAGUGAAAGUAUGGGUAUUGUGGCCGCUCAUGCCUACGACUUCGUCACUCACAUCUAUCCAACCUACGGGGGUGGUCGAAACUGGCUCGUCACCCCGGGCUUUGUGCACCGAUUCUUCAGUAAUACCUCCUCGCGUUCAUAUGGUACCGCCUCCCGCCAGCCCGAGCCGCGGUCAACCGGGCCUUCGACAUCCAGGGGCUGGACCUCGUCAUUCCAGAACCCCUGGAGCAACCGUGGCGCUGGACGGAGACUCGGUGGGAACUAA